AUGGCGGAUCAGGAAGAUUUGCAUAAUGAUAAUGAUAGUCAAGCUCAUACGCUUGGCUCAUCGUUUCUAAAUCUUCCUCCAGUAAACAGAUCUCCACGACGCGAUCGUCAAACAUUUCGUACAGCAUUUGUUCAUUCAGCCGCAAUACUAUUCAUACUAUGCUGUGGCGGUUGUGCUAUUCUCGCCUAUCAAGUAUUAGAGCCGUUUCUCCGCAGUAUUUUGUGGUCAGUGCUCGCUGGUGCAUUUCUGUUCCCAUUGAAAAAUCAUUUAACGUUUCACGCUCGUGAGUAUCUUCGUCAAUUAGAUACAGAUUCUCAUGUAUUGCUCUACGGCUUGUUUAUUCUCUUGCCCUUGCGAACACUUGAUCGAACAAUCGAAUCGAUCGGUCCGCUAUGCUUUCGGAAUUGGAGUGGAUUACUGUUUGUUGCACUAUUUACAAGUAUUAAACUAUUGCUUCAAAGUGAAGUUCUGUAUGGUUGGGAUAUGGGCAUUUUCAGUUUGAUUAUCAAUGGAUUCGUAUUUUUCGUUCAUAAGUGCGACUCCGUAUGGAUAACGACAUUGGUUAUUGCUUAUCUAAUUGCGGUAAUCAUGGUUUAUGAUAGUUCUCCAUUGAUUAAAAGUCUACUGAAUAUCAUUGCCGUACCUGUUUGGUUUAUUCUGUUCAUUUAUCUUUCACAAGUGCUUCCGGUGACUUACCGUUGGAUUGUUAUCAUUCUAUCGAUUGUUUUGAUAACAGUAGGGUUCGUUGUUGAUUCCAGUGAACAUUUGAACCGAAAUGUCGAUCAACCUGAUGAUACGAAUGACCAGCCAAAUCGAGCAUUUAUCUUCACUAUUGUACGCGAUGUCUUCUCUUGGAUUCGAUCUUAUUUUGCAACAAGGCAAGCUGCAGAUCAAUCACCGACCACCGCGUUGUCUUCCGCUGUAUCCGCACCAUAUUUCACCUUUGUACUUUGGUCACUAGUUGCCAUUAAAGUUUAUCGAUUCUAUGGGUAUUUAAUCUCAAUUCUUCUUUUUGUCGUCAUUUACAAAAUUAUUAAAUUUCUUCUGAUUAAAACGUAUGAUUAUCUGAUAAGACAGGAGGGUGUUCAGUAUGUUAUUCAACAAGCCAUCCUCUUUCUACAAGUUCGACGCGACGUUUUAACUCCAUCACCUUUGUCCGGUCUUGUUCGUUGUUUAAUCAAAGGUGACAAAAAAAUCAAUUAUGGCUUGCAAGAAUCGAUUGAUUAUCUCGUUAGCGCAUUCAUGAUUGUUACAUUACUCGUCAGUGUUCUUCUUGGUACAAUCCUUCUUCUUAUUCAGAUUCAUCACGAGAGUAUUCAUAUGGUAAGAGUAACAAGUAAUCUUAUUAAUGAAACCAUUACACUUCAUCAAUCAUUUCAAUAUAUGUUACCGGAUAAAGAACACGUUGGACAAUUGAUGGAUUCAGCUGUGAAUAACUUCUAUUUUGUUGGAAGGAAUUGGAUUACUAAGCAGAUCAAUGUUCUAGAUCAAAAUCAUUCGCUAAAUGCAAAACUUGAAGAGGAAGUUCUACAAUUAUGGGAUCGUGUGUAUUCUUACAUGAUGAAUACGUCAACAAUCUUAUCACCAAAUGAGAAUCGUAGUGCGAUUUUGUAUUCGCCAAGCAAUCAUACAUUGAUAGUACCAAAUGUGUUGAGUCAAAUGCAAACAAAUUUUGACUUUCAUUUACACGAUGCAUAUCGUUUAAUUCGAGAUAAUCUCGGUUUAUUACGUACAGUUCUGGAUUCAAUUUGGACAAAUACAACUCUUGUGUUAACAUUAUUAUCGACCAUUGUUUCUUUACUCUUCACCGGUGGUUUUGCUUUGUUCAAUUUCCUCGUUUCAUUUUUUGUCUUUGUCACUCUACUCUUCUAUCUGCUUUCGCAUUCGGAUCAACCGAUUUAUCGGCCAACCGAAUGGUUGAAUAACACGUUAGCAAUCGGUGAACGUGGUCUUGGUAAAGCUGUCAACGAUGCUGUAACAAGUGUAUUUAUUGCUUCACUUAAAAUAGCUGCAUUCUAUGGACUUUACACUUAUGUUCUACAUACAGCUGUUAGUUCAAAUCUUGUCUUCCUACCGGCUGUUAUUGCAUCGAUAUGUGCAGUUAUACUGAAAUCAUACUGGGCUGCAUUGCCUGGCUGUUUGGAUCUAUGGCUUGUCCAACAACGACCUAUUGUUGCUCUAGUGUUGCUGCUUGGACAGAUUGCACCAACUUACGUUGUGGAUACUGCUAUUUAUAGUGAAGUGAAAGGCGGUGGACAUCAAUAUUUAACGGCCUUGGCUAUCGCUGGUGGUGUCUAUUAUCGAGGAAUUGAAGGUGCUUUGAUUGGCCCAAUUGUUUUGUGUUGUCUGUUAGUUGGUGUCAAACUAUACAAUGAAACAAUGGCAACAACAGCAUCUUCAACUCAUGAGCAAGAUCCGUCGACACCAUGA
This is a messenger RNA of Adineta ricciae, 2430 nucleotides long. Lineage: Eukaryota; Metazoa; Rotifera; Eurotatoria; Adinetida; Adinetidae. The record is from the annotation of a GenBank genome assembly.